UGUAGCUCUAUCUGCGUUUGAACGAGCACCGAGGUCACGUGAGCGCGACGGCAGCAGCAGCAGCAGCGGGCACGGUGACGGUGGCACCGCAGUGGAUACACGGGCAGCUUCGCUCCUGUGCACCACUACAAUCCAAGAUCUGAAGGAGAAACCGUAAACCGACUAAACCCCGACCGGUGAUGACGCGUCUGCAGUAACGCGACUGCUCGCUGCCUGUCCCCGCUCACACUCAUGAGGUCUAUUUUUGCACCGUGAAACACACGUUUGACACCGUGUGCUCGGGAGAAACGGAGACGCGCCGAGGCUCGGAUGUGUUGGAGUCGCAAUGGCAGACCGUGAUUCGUUACCGCUGCCGUUGGAGGUGCGCGCGCGGCUGGCGGAGCUCGAGCUGGAGCUGUCGGAGGGUGAUAUCACCCAGAAGGGCUACGAGAAGAAAAGAUCCAAACUUUUACAAGCAUACCUACCUCAUACACCAGGAGCAGAACGGCGCAUCCCUGUAACACCAUCUUCAUCGUCUUCCUCAUCCUCACGUUAUCAACGCAGACGGUCCACUGGGUCAAGGGAUGAACGUUACCGCUCAGAUGUUCACUCAGAAGCGGUUCAGGCUGCGUUGGAGCGACACAGUGAGAGAAAGAUGGCUGUGCUUUUGCCAUCCAAACGGCGCUCGCUCAUUGGUCAAACCUCCAUGGACACAUACACUCCUCCAGACUCGUCCUCCGGCUCUGACGCUGAGGGGUCUCUGGGGAGAGCAGGGGGUGUCAGUGUGGACUCGUGGAUCAGCAGAGCUCUCCACGGCUCUCCCUCAACAUCAUCGUCAUCAUCGUCGCACAGCAACAGCUCUGCCAACGCAGCCCGACUGGCAGAGACCAGCAUGCACACAUACGCCAUUGGUCCGAUGUCUCAUCUGUCUCUGAAAAGGCGGGGAUUAAGAGAAAUGGGUGUUUCUGCUGAGAAUGGAAUAGUUGUCAGGCAUUCCAGUGACUACCAUUCAGAUCGCCCUUGGUCAUCUCUGGAUUCAGAGGACAGUCUGUCGGCUCCUCCUGACAUCACUAGCUACAUGCCAGACUCCGCCCCCAUUUUGGUUCAUCGUCCACAAAUCGCCAUGAUUACCAGACCCCCGCCCAAAUAUGGUAAUGCUGAGCUGAUGGAGACAGGAGAUGGUGUUCCUGUCAGUAGCCGUGUGUCAGCAAAGAUCCAGCAGCUAGUUAAUACACUAAAGCGACCAAAGCGAAGACCUCUAAGAGAAUUCUUUGUGGAGGAUUUUGAAGAACUUCUGGAAGUGCAGCAGCCUGAUCCGUCUCUGCCACGCCCAGAAGGGGCGGAGUCAAUCCCCAUAGAAGGAGAGGAGUUGGACAGACUGAAAAAUUGCCCCGCCUCCCUGGAAGCGGCUCUCCUGCGCUGGGGAGCCAUUGCACCCAAAGCCCCCUGCCUGACCACUACACACAGCAAUGCCAAACAACCGUACACACUUACAUAUGGUAAGCUUUGGUCCAGGAGUUUGAAGUUGGCCUAUAACCUCCUCCAUAAACUGGGAUCCAAACAAGAGCCAAUUAUCCAUCCUGGAGACCGGGUAGCAUUGGUUUAUCCUAAUAGUGACCCAGCAGCGUUCAUGGUGGCGUUUUAUGGCUGCCUUUUGGCUGAAGUUGUUCCUGUUCCAAUUGAAGUACCACUUACAAAGAAGGAUGCUGGGAGUCAACAGAUUGGGUUUCUGUUGGGUAGCUGUGGUGUAACUGUGGCGUUAGCCAGCGAUGCGUGUCAUAAAGGUCUUCCUAAGAGUGCUAGUGGUGACGUCAUGCAGUUUAAAGGUUGGCCAAAGUUGCUCUGGGUGCUGACUGACUCUAAACAUUUAUCUAAACCCCCUCGGGAGUGGUUUCCUCUAAUUAAAGAUGCCAACAAUGACACCGCAUACAUAGAGUAUAAGACCUGUAAGGAUGGCAGUGUGAUGGGGAUAACCGUGACAAGGAUGGCGAUGCUCUCACACUGCCAAACUCUUACACACACCUGUGGAUACAGUGAAGCUGAGACUGUGGUGAACGUGUUGGACUUUAAAAAAGGCAUUGGCCUUUGGCACAGUGUUCAAACGAGUGUAUUGAAUAUGUUACAUGUGGUCAGUGUUCCCUAUGCACUUAUGAAGGUGAAUCCUCUGUCCUGGAUCCAAAAAGUCUGCCAGUACAAAGCUAAAGUGGCGUGUGUGAAGAGCAGGGAUCUACACUGGGCUCUGAUGGCCCACAAAGAGCAGCCGGACACCAACAUGAGCUCAUUGAGAAUGCUGCUCAUCGCUGAUGGGUCGAACCCCUGGUCGAUAUCCUCCUGCGACGCGUUCCUGAACGUGUUUCAGAACAUGGGCUUGAGGUCAGAGGUCAUAUGCCCAUGUGCUGGUUCCCCCGAGGCUCUAACUGUCGCUCUGAGGAGGCCUCAGGAGAGCAGCUUAAAGCCUGCAGGCCGAGGGGUCCUGAGUAUGACCAACCUGAGCCACGGGGUGAUUCGGGUGGACACAGGAGAGAAGCUGUCCGUCCUCACCCUGCAGGACGUGGGCACAGCCAUGCCAGGAGCGGUGGUGUGUGUCGUUAAAGUGGAGGGCGUUCCUCAACUGUGUAAAGCUGAUGAGAUAGGAGAGAUCUGCGUGUCGGCUGUUGCAACGGGCACGUCCUAUUAUGGGCUAACCGGAAUGAGCAAAAACACAUUUGAGGUUUGUCCAGUGGCGUGUGACGGUGGAUUGGUCAGUGACUGUGUGUUCGUGCGGUCGGGUCUGCUGGGGUUUGUGGGUCCAGGCAGGAUGAUCUUCAUCUCUGGGACACUUGAGGGACUGAUGCAGGUCGGCGGACGGAAACACAACGCUGAUGACAUCAUUGCUACCGCUCUGGCUGUGGAGCCCAUGAAGUUCAUCUACAGAGGAAGGACGGUGGUGUUUUCAGUGACUGUACUGUAUGAUGAGAGGAUCGUGCUGGUGGCAGAACAGAGACCAGAUUCCACUGAAGAAGAGAGUUAUCAGUGGAUGAGCCGAGUGCUGCAGGCUAUAGAUGGAAUUCAUCAGGUUGGGGUCUACUGUCUGGCACUGGUUCCUGCUAACACUCUUCCCAAAACCCCUUUGGGAGGAAUCCACCUGUCUGAGACAAAGCAGCUGUUCCUGGAGGGGGGUCUUCACCCCUGCAGCAUCCUCAUGUGUCCUCACUCCUGCAUCACCAACCUGCCCAAACCCAGACAGAAACAGCCUGAGGUGGGUCCUGCCUCAGUGAUGGUGGGGAAUCUUGUUGCGGGGAAACGAAUGGCUCAGGCCAGCGGACGAGAUUUGAGUCACAUGGAGGACAAUGAGCAGUUUCUCUUUCUGUCGGAGAUGCUGCAGUGGAGAGCUCAGACAACACCAGAGCACAUACUGUACACGCUCAUUAACUCACGGGGAGCAGUAGGAAGUUCUCUGACUUGUCUACAACUGCACAAGAGAGCAGAGAAAAUCGCCACUUUGCUUUAUGAAAGAGGACAGUUACGAGACGGAGACCAUGUAGCCCUAGUUUAUCCACCAGGUCUGGAUCUGAUUGCUGCGUUUUAUGGCUGUCUGUAUGCAGGCUGCAUUCCUAUAACCGUGCGACCCCCUCAUCCGCAAAAUAUCUCCACUACGCUGCCUACAGUUAAAAUGAUCCUAGAGGUGAGUCGGUCAGUGUGUGUGAUGACCAGCCAAAUGAUAUCAAAACUUCUCAAGUCCAGAGACGCAUCGGUGGCUGUGGACUUUAAAUUGUGGCCUCCAAUCUUGGAAACAGAUGACUUGCCAAAGAGACGUUGUCCUCUGCUGUUCAAGCCAUGUGAUCCAGACUCAUUAGCGUAUCUGGACUUCAGUGUGUCCACUACAGGAAUGCUGGCUGGAGUGAAGAUGUCUCACAAUGCCACCAGUGCUCUGUGUCGCUCGGUGAAGCUGCAGUGUGAGUUGUAUCCGUCUCGUGAAGUGGCUGUGUGUCUGGAUCCGUACUGCGGCCUCGGCUUCGUCUUGUGGUGUCUCUGCAGUGUGUAUGCUGGGCAGCAGUCUGUUCUGAUCUCUCCGAUGGAUCUGGAGGUGAAUCCUGCGCUGUGGCUUCAGGCCGUCAGUCAGUUUAAAGUCAGAGACACGUUCUGCUCGUACUCAGUGAUGGAGCUCUGCACCAGAUCUCUCAGCUCGCUCACUGACACGCUGAAG
Molecule: messenger RNA, 4165 nt
Organism: Danio rerio (zebrafish)
Lineage: Eukaryota; Metazoa; Chordata; Actinopteri; Cypriniformes; Danionidae
Source: RefSeq, a predicted model, not a curated record